Messenger RNA from Acaulospora colombiana, 1981 nucleotides. The record is from the annotation of a GenBank genome assembly. Lineage: Eukaryota; Fungi; Glomeromycota; Glomeromycetes; Diversisporales; Acaulosporaceae.
GGUGACUUCCGCCGAGCCUCUGGCUUUCUUCGUUACCAUGCUUCGAAUUCUCACUGUCUACCAGACAACUUUUGAUAUGGUGAUAAGUGCGAGUAUAAUCCUGGGACCACUGUUAGCAACCAAACUCUACGGCCCUCUGGUGAGAGAAGGUCCGAAGAGUAUCGUCCUCCUUGUCCUCUACACUCUGCUGUCCAGCUUGAGUGAUAUAGGUUUUCUAGGGUUUUAUACCUGCACCAUUGAGGGCCCAGUUCAGUAUGACCGUCCGGGAUCAAUUACCGACGAACAACUCGCCCGUUCAACUAUACUUUCCAACUUUAUCAGCGGAAGUAAUCCCGACAGUAUUCCUGCUUACAGAUGUAAUGCUUCCUCGAUCCGCAACACCAGUUUGCCCGACACGCCACUGUAUGCCUGUGCCGAAUGGCACAAUUCCACCUUGCUCGAUCCUGCCCUAUUCACGGGCAUCAAUUCGACCGAUUCCGACAUGCUACUUCCUCGACGGCUUGGGCGAUAUGCCGAUAUAUCAAGCAAUACAACUUCCUUUCAAGUGAACGCCGGGAUCAGGAGAAUACAAGUGCCAACCAUCAGCAAUGGUAUCCUUGUAAAACCUACUGAUACCGGCUUUCAAGCGGUCUUUGGAGUGCCAAAUAUCACUGUAGACCAGAAGUUCACUCUGGAAAAGGCGAUGGCCCUUGAAGUCGAAGUCGGCUGCAUGAGCCUUGGAAUCUACUCUGUCAAAGAUGCCAAUGGUCCAGCAGACCUCGCUCCUACCUUUAUCCAAACGAAUGGGACGUGGAGGAGAUACUCUGGUCCAGACGGCCUCUAUGAUCUCCUCUCAAAUUGGACAGACGCUAUGCGCGAGUACUCUCGACCACUUUUCAACACAUCCACUCUCAACUCGGAGGGCCUUAUGCUUAGCAUAAACUGGUAUCCAGCAAAGUUUACAGAUGCCACCUUCGUAGACCGAACUCUCCUAACAACCGACAACUCAUGGGGAUACGGCGAUCAAGACUGGUUUAUUCAAGGUUGUGGCAAUAGCUUGAAGGAAAGGCUAGGGCUACCCUUGACGAAUACGACGGGAACAAAUAACUAUGCAUGCUCUCUGUUGGGCCUGUCGGGAACAAUCUCCCAGAACGGCAAAUUCGUGCAAGUUCAGAACAAGAUGUUGUGUGCGAGUAUCCCCCAGAUAAAUAUGGUCACGGCUACCAUUCAAAGCAAUUCGAAGAACUCGAUAUCCCUCGAAAUAUCCUGUAUUCCGAGUGAUCUCCACUAUGUACGCGCAGACUAUUGGGAAACUCAGCAGAUUGGGGUGGAUACUCAAUACACCAUCUUGGAGCCCAUUGAACGGUUUACACUCGGCGAGAACCCCGAUGGACUAUCGACACAUUAUAUCUCACAACGUCAAGAUUAUGAUAAUUCGGUUAGAAUACAAGGGCCUGGGAGUGCCGGGAACGUAUUAGCAAGGAUAGGGCUCAAAGUAAUCACUCCGCCUGUUCGCUCAUCCAUUCAAACAAUGGAGGAGACUGGUAGAGAGGCCAUUUUCAGUCCAUCGACCAUCACGAGAUGGACUGGACAGGUUGGGUCCUCCAUAAUUCUCGCAAGUUUACAAUACAAUCCCUGGGUAGCACUCGAAAGCCCACCCAUCGCGAUCACGAGCGGUACAGGGUCGACAGCAACAUGCUAUCAUCCUACUUAUGCAGUUGCAUUCCUUCUUCCUGCCCUCGCAGCUACCAUUGCCCUUUUCUGGUUCCUUAACGUGCUCACUGAUCUUUCAAUACGGCACCUGAGAUAUGUCAGGACUUGCUAUGGUGGCCUUUAUACUUAUUGGAAGGCAGUUUACCCUGAUGUCUCGCCAGAAGACACCAUUUUAAUAUGGAAACAACAUGCCAAUCCCCAUUUAGAUGUUUAUUCGUCACAAAAGUAUGUGCCGAUCGAAAGGGAUGCACCAACGGCCGUAGAUUAUUUAGAGUUGACAAAAGAUUAG